This is a messenger RNA of Racocetra persica, 1369 nucleotides long. NCBI's taxonomy places the organism in Eukaryota, Fungi, Glomeromycota, Glomeromycetes, Diversisporales, Gigasporaceae. The record is from the annotation of a GenBank genome assembly.
CAAAGAUGUGUAUAAUACCUUGACUUGUCAAGCCCGUGAUCGUAUUAAAGGUUUAUCACAAGUUGCUGAAUUAUUAAACAACUUACAAAAUAAAAAAGAAUAUACGGUUACUUAUUCUGUUAAUAAUAAUAGACUUCAUAGUUUAUUCUUUACUAUAUCGAACUCAUUAACAGCUUUCAAGCGUUAUCCAGAGAUUGUGUUAAUGGAUUCAACGUAUAAAACAAAUCAUUUUGGAAUGCCACUCUUACUUAAUAGUGGUUUUGAUGCAAUGGGUUCUACAUUUUUAAUUGCAAGUGGACUUAUUUCUAAUGAAACUCAGUUAAAACAAAUAGCUGGUGAUGCAACAAUAAAUCAAAUCCAAACAAUUUUAACGGAUAAAGACCUUGCUAUGCUCUCAUCAGUUCGGAAUGAAUUAUCACAUGCCAAUUAUCAACUUUGUAUUUGGCAUUUAGAACAAAAUUUAAUUAAAAAUUUAACAGGAAAACUUAGUAAUAGAUUUUUGGCAUUUAGUAAGGAUUUUAAAGUUACAAUGAUGCAAAACACUAAGGAAAUGUUUGAAACUAGUUGGAAUCAUCUUUUAAUAGAAUAUCCCGAAGUCGAAAGUUAUAUGAAUGAACAGUGGAAACCUUUUACGUAUAUGUGGGCAUACUGUUUUACUAAUAAAAAUACUAACUAUGGAAUAAGAACAACACAACGAUCAGAGGCUAGCAAUGCACAUUUAAAACGGUUACUUGGUUAUACAAUACCAUUACCCGAGUUAAUAAAUGCAUUAGAUAAAUUAUCUUAUCAACAACUUCAACAACAAUACAAUUUAGCUAAAAUUAAAAAUUAUUCUAUUAAGAAGCAAGACAAUUUAUUCAAAGUUUAUUAUGAAAACAAUCACAAACAUACAGUACAUCAAACAGAUACAAUUUUAGUUUGUAGUUGUGAUUAUACUAUCCAAUUUUCUUUGCCAUGUCGCCAUAUUAUUGCUCUCUAUAUUGUUAAUCAAAAAAAGAUAAGUAUUGACUAUAUUGGCGAACGUUGGAUAGUGGAUACAAAUGAUAGAGUACAAUUUAGACAACAAAUUAUUACAAGUAAUGAGUUUUCAGCAUCAACUGAAGAUUUUGUAUCAACUGUCGAUUCUGUAUCAACUAUCAAUUCUGCAUCCACUGCCAAUUCUGUAUCAACUACCGAUUCUAUUAUAUCAACUAUCGAUCCUAGAUCAACUUCCAAUUUUGUACCCACUGCUGAUUUUGUGUCAACUGAUAAUUCUAUAUCGAUUUUAACUACACCAACUACUGAAUUAGCUAAUUAUAGCAAUCAACAAAUAUCUAGAAGUACCGGUACUGCUGAUUUACUAAAAGAAAUUGAAGCAAUUUGUAAUCGA